Molecule: messenger RNA, 649 nt
Organism: Tricharina praecox
Lineage: Eukaryota; Fungi; Ascomycota; Pezizomycetes; Pezizales; Pyronemataceae
Exons: 1
Source: RefSeq, a predicted model, not a curated record
GUUGAUGAUUCGUUUUGCGGAGUCGCAUGAUGUGCUGUGCUUCAUUACGUUGCGGGUGGGGGCUGGCUUGGUGUUUCUGGAUCUCCUUCUGGUCGCUACUCUAGAGGGUCCUUGGUUCCUCGGGUCUGCUGUGGGCGGCGGGGGGAUCGGAAGCUUCAUUACAGUAGUGAAGGUAGUGUCGGAGAACGCCGUAGAGAUGGCCAUGGUUAACUAAGCCCAAUAGUGGACAACCUAGUUGGGCAUCAUGUUAUCGUACCCCGAUUCGAACGCCCCCCACCCCCCAGAAAAGUACUCCUAGCUACGCCAGAUCCUAAGAUCAAGAGAGAAGACAGAACACACAGAUGGAACUUUGCAUCAAUGAAGAAACGGCGCGCAUCACGAGAAGUCAUGUAACAGCGCUGCAUUCGUAAAACUCCACUAAUUAUCGCCAAAGGAAACCCUAUGCGACGACGUACUGACCACCCUUCGUGGCGGCAUUGGCGAGAGAUCUAUAGCCUCCGUAAACUUCUCGGUGAUGACGCCCACCAGGGCGACAUCGCUCCCAAACCCGCCCCUAUUCGUCGCGCCUCCCCCACCAGUCGAGAUCCUUUUCUUUGGUGGCAGCGGUAGUGUUCGCACCUCGUCAUCCUCCCCGUCUCCUUUCUGCCCC